CUUUGUGUUGUAGUUACACUGGAUCACCACUAUCAGGCAAUGUAAUGCCUUGUCUAGUAGUGACUGAGGAGCUUCGACUUUUCCUGACUCACAGGGAGCAAACUUCUCUCUCUCUUUCCAGCCCUUUCUGGUUUCUUCUCUCUGACAAUCUGUUCUGCUGACUGACAACAUCCACUCGGACCCUGUGGAGGAAACUACCCCUGCCUUCUCUCUUUAUUUCUUAGUCUUCGCUCUCUCCUCUCCUUGCUGAUCCGAUACUUGUAUAUACUUUUGGGGCAGCGCUGGUGCUUGAGCGUGCACGCUUUUGAGCUCUGUGUGUGUGUGUAUAUGUGUGUGUUUGUGCGCGCGUGAGUCAGUAUGCCAUGUCGUCCCCUGGCUCGUCGUUUGUGCAGAUAAAGCAUGAGGACCUGCUCUUCUAUGAGAACUGUGGAGGAGGGAGCUUUGGGAGCGUCUACAGAGCCCUCUGGAUAUCCCAGGACAAGGAAGUGGCUGUGAAGAAGCUUCUGAAGAUUGACAAAGAGGCUGAGAUUCUUAGUGUCCUGAGUCAUAAGAACAUCAUUCAGUUUUAUGGAGCCGUGCUGGAAUCUCCCAACUAUGGCAUUGUCACAGAAUAUGCCAGUGGAGGGUCUCUGUAUGAGUACCUCUCCAGCGAGCAGAGUGAGGAGAUGGACAUGGAGCAGAUCAUGACAUGGGCCAUUCAGAUGGCCAAAGGGAUGCAUUACCUCCAUGCAGAAGCUCCAGUCAAAGUCAUUCACAGAGACCUCAAGUCACGGAACGUGGUGAUGACAGCAGACAGAGUGCUGAAGAUUUGUGACUUUGGAGCAUCGAAGUUCCUGUCCCACACCACCCACAUGACGGUGGUGGGCACUUUUCCUUGGAUGGCUCCUGAGGUCAUUCAGAGCCUGCCUGUCUCGGAGACAUGUGACACUUACUCCUAUGGCGUGGUGCUGUGGGAGAUGCUGACUCGGGAGGUUCCUUUCAAAGGUUUUGAAGGGCUGCAGGUUGCGUGGCUGGUGGUGGAGAAACAAGAGAGGCUGACCAUCCCCACCAGCUGUCCGGCAAGUUUUGCAGAGCUGAUGAGGAAAUGUUGGCAAGCAGACCCAAAGGAGCGUCCACAGUUCAAACAGGUGCUGGUAACCCUGGAGACUAUGGCCAAUGACAGCAGGCUACCGGACCAGUGUAACUCCUUUCUACAUAACAAGGACCAGUGGAGGUGUGAAAUCGAGUCGACCUUGGAGCGCCUUCGGAAGCUGGAGAGGGAGCUUUACUCCAAAGAGAAGGAGCUGGAGGAGAGGGAGAGGAGGCUCAGACUGUGGGAGGAGAGGCUGAUGGAGAGGUCCAGUAUGACUCCCAGUCCGACCUCCCUACUCAUGGAGCGCUCAAACAUCUCACCAUUCUUCCCAUCGAUGUCCAUCGGUUCUUCCGGCUCCUUUUUCCGCUCGCACUCUCAGGACUCCAACAGUGCAGGGGUCAGCAGUGCUGGCGUCAGCUGUCUCCUCCGCACCCUCAGCAACGGAGACACAGAGAGGGGGGGCAGUGCGGUGCUGGAGAGGGGGAUCGGUUCCCUCGACGGCGGCAGGCUGCAUGCUGUGUUCCGAGGGUUGCAGGGGAGGUUCGGAGAGGAAGACGGGGAGGAGGAAGGAACCCUGGAGGAGAAAGGGUGGGGGCAGAGGGAGAGAGAUGACAGUGGGAGCAUGGAGGGAGGAAGGGUGCAGGUGACACUCAGGAGCUUCCCAGGUGGGGUGGUGGAGAGGGAGGAGAGGACGUGGGAGGAGGGGGAUCGGGAGAGAGGAGGGAUGCAGAGGAGCAGGGUGACCACCAUAGUCCGAGGGUUUUCGGGUGGGUUUGGAGAGGCAGAAGGGGAGAGGGAGAAGGAGGGAGGAUGGGAGAUAGAGAAGCUGGGGGACAGGCUAGAUGAGAGAGGAAUAGAGGGAGGGAUAGAGGGAGGGAGGAUGCAGACCAUGUUCAAGGGUCUCCAUGGGAGUCUGGGGGGGUUGGGGGACAUGCUGUCAUUAGACAUGGAUGAGAUGGGGGAGAUGGAGAGACUAGGCGACAUGGACAUGAACAUGAACAUGGGCGACCUGGGAGUGAUGAAGGUCAGGAGCGAGAUGGGGGUCAGGGGUCGCAGGAGUGACAUGGGAGUAGUGGUCCAGGGAGUCAGAGGUGACCGCAGUGAGGCCAUCAGCCAAAAGAUUAGAGGCGAAGUCAUCGGUCACUCGGGGGUGCAAGUGAGCAUGCGGGCCUCGUCCAAUCAGAACUCUGUGAAGAGCUGCAGCGUGCGACACGGAACCAAGAUCAACAUGGCUACUGCCGCCAUGGACAUGAUGGAGCUCGACUGGUCCGACAGUGACUAGGAAACACACCAGCACACACACACGCACAGAAAACACAUAGAAAUAUACACAGAGGCCAAACUAGAAAGAUUUCGACUUGUCAGCACGUACAGUAUCUGAGCUACAGUAUGUGCAGUAGAAUCUCCAGUUGAAACAGAGCUGGUAUACACACAUUUCUUUUGUUAAUUUUUUUUAUUGAAUGGAUGAAAACUAUACCCAUGUGUACUGUGAAGUAGGAAGGAGCAAAAAGACAAUUAGAGGUUGUCUUGUCAUGUUGUCAGAAUGACUUCACCUGUGUAAUUUAAUGUGCUAUUAAAACUGCUGCAUAACAUACUGUAAGAGGUACAAGUGUUACAAAAUAACACACUUGAAUGCCGCUCUAAUGAGGCAGCACUGUCUGAUUUUUUUUUUCUCCUGCUUAUGUAGUUCAUAGAUUUGAUUUGUUCAAAACAAGCUUUGACUUUAUCAGUUCUAACUGUGAUUCUAGUGUGUGAAUUUUUGGCAUUUCUUUCUGUAUAUUUUAUCAUUUUUCAAUAAAAAGAAAAGAAACUCUGA
This is a messenger RNA of Epinephelus fuscoguttatus (brown-marbled grouper), 2888 nucleotides long. Its product is annotated as mitogen-activated protein kinase kinase kinase 20-like. The record is from RefSeq and is a predicted model, not a curated record. Gene Ontology annotation, biological process: protein phosphorylation. Gene Ontology annotation, molecular function: protein kinase activity; ATP binding. The transcript has 11 exons. NCBI's taxonomy places the organism in Eukaryota, Metazoa, Chordata, Actinopteri, Perciformes, Serranidae. Gene Ontology annotation, cellular component: cytoplasm. The coding region runs from base 363 to 2354 and encodes 663 amino acids.